GCGAACAGACCCGACCCGACUGCCAUCUCGCCGGGCCGCCGCUUACGGCUCACGUCCUCUGCCUCUAUCGCGACUUGGAGAGCGUCCGACCGGCAGUCCGGCACCCUCGCCUCCUCCCCACCACCAAACCACCGCCGCCUCUCUCGCCCCCGCGGGGCUCUCUUCCUACCUCACCGAAGCAAGUCUGGCCAGAUCCCUGCGUCCGGAUCGCCGGGACGGCGUCCCCCCCCCCCCCCCUCCCCCACCCCCCAAGCUCGUCACCAGCGGGCUCUCGCUCCCCAGCUGAUCACUCUAGGAAUCGGUAGCGUGUCCAGAUGAGUUCAAAGAAAGUCCCAUUCAACCGCCAUAAGGAGAAUGAGGAAGCGAGGAAGAAGAGGGAAGAAGAUGAAGCGGCACGCGUGUAUGCUGAGUUUGUUGAAUCAUUCAAGGGUGAAAGCACGUCUGGGUCAAAGUUUGUCCGGGGAGGUGUGAUUGAUCCUAAUGCCAAGAUGAGAACUGAUUCUGAAGGUGGAAAGUCCAAAGAUGGGGGGUCUGUUCCAAAGAAGGGCAGUAGGUACGUUCCGUCCUUUUUGCCGCCAUCAUUUGGGAGAGAGCCAGAGAAAAAGAAGGAAGAUGAGCGGCCAAAGGAAAAGGAAAAAGGAAAGCCGCGAGCAAUAGAUAAGUUCAUGGAGGAACUCAAGCUUGAGCAAGAGCUUCGAGAAAGACGUAAUCAAGAACGUGACGGUCGACACGGUGACACUUCCGCGCCCUCUAGCCGUUUUGAUGAACUACCAGAUGAAUUUGAUCCUGGUAGAUUACCAGGAUCAUUUGAUGACGGGGAUCCGCAGACCACAAACUUAUAUGUUGGCAAUCUCUCUCCGAAGGUGGAUGAGAAUUUUCUUUUGAGGACAUUUGGUCGGUUUGGACCUAUUGCUAGCGUCAAGAUUAUGUGGCCCCGAACAGAAGAAGAACGGAGAAGGCAAAGGAACUGUGGUUUUGUCGCAUUCAUGAAUAGAGCAGAAGGACAGGCAGCUAAGGAUGAAAUGCAAGGUGUUGUUGUGUACGACUAUGAGCUCAAGAUAGGGUGGGGUAAAUCUGUUGCACUUCCAUCCCAAGCACUGCCUGCUCCUCCUCCAGGACAUAUGGCCAUCAGAAAUAAGGAGGGUGGCACUGUCAUCAUAUCUGGUCCUGGAGGUCCACCUGUUGCAUCUGUUACACCACAAACCUCAGAGCUGGUCCUUACUCCAAACGUUCCUGAUAUAGUCGUUGCUCCCCCAGAUGAUUCACAUCUUAGGCAUGUGAUUGACACAAUGGCUCUGCAUGUGCUUGAUGGUGGAUGUGCUUUUGAACAAGCUAUUAUGGAGAGAGGACGAGGAAAUGCUUUGUUUACCUUCUUGUUUGAUCUUAAAUCAAAAGAGCACACAUACUAUGUUUGGAGGUUGUACUCCUUUGCUCAGGGCGAUACUUUACAACGAUGGAGAACAGAACCAUUUAUCAUGAUUACAGGAAGUGGAAGAUGGGUUCCACCUGCUUUGCCAUCCAGCAGAAGCCCAGAUCAUGAAAAAGAAUCCACCUUUGCAGCUGGUAGAAGCAGGCGUGUUGAAGUGGAGCGUACAUUGACUGAUUCACAGCGUGAUGAAUUUGAGGACAUGCUACGUGCAUUGACAUUAGAGCGGAGUCAGAUAAAGGAGGCUAUGGGAUUUGCGCUGGAUAAUGCUGAUGCUGCUGGAGAGAUUGUCGAAGUUCUUGCAGAAUCAUUGACACUCAAGGAGACACCCAUCCCAACCAAGGUUGCAAGACUUAUGCUAGUAUCAGACAUCCUUCACAAUAGUAGUGCUCCUGUGAAGAAUGCUUCUGCAUUUCGAACCAAGUUCGAGGCUGCUAUACCAGAUGUCAUGGAAAGUUUCAAUGACUUGUACCGCAGUAUCACAGGAAGGAUUACUGCUGAAGCUCUGAAGGAGAGGGUUUUGAAAGUUCUACAAGUAUGGGCAGACUGGUUCUUGUUUUCUGAUGCAUAUCUGAAUGGGCUAAAAGCUACCUUUCUUAGAUCAGGCAACUCUGGGGUCACCCAGUUCCACUCUUUAUGUGGUGAUGCACCUGAAAUUGAAAAGAAAACUAGCUCUGAGGAUGGUAAUAAUGGAUUUAGGCUUGAUGAAGAUGGCGCCCUGGCCACAGGAAAGGCAGCAGCAACGAAGGAGCUGUUAGGGCUUCCGCUUGCUGAACUUGAACGCCGUUGUAGACAUAAUGGCCUGUCACUAUGCGGUGGUAAAGAGACGAUGGUUGCCAGGUUGCUCAGCUUGGAGGAGGCUGAGAAGGAGCGAGUAUAUCAGAAAGAUGUUGACGUAAAAUAUGGACAAGGCGAACCUCAUAGGACUGGAAGAGAUGAUAUUGGUUUGAACACUCGUAGUGCUUCAAGAUUUGGAGAAGGUACUGUUGCUGAUGAAUUGGAUAUGCCGGGGCUCUCUCGUUAUACAAGUCAAAGACACUCUGGGGAGCCUGCAUCUGCUGAACCUGAACAAGUUCCAAGCAAGAAGCAGAAAGCUGAUCCCAUCUUGCCAGAUUCUAAAUGGAAUCGAGAUGAUGAUGUCAGUGAUGAUGAAAAUAGGAAAGGCGGUCAAGGAUUGGGAUUAAGUUAUUCAUCUGGAAGUGAUAUUGCUGGCGAACCUGGGAAAGGUGACACAUCAGAAAUUAGAUCUGAUCACACAAGUCACCAUCAAGACACAAUUGUUGAUGAAGAGCAUAGGCAGAAGCUGAGGCAGAUUGAGAUUGCUGUUAUGCAGUAUCGUGAAUCUCUCGAGGAGAAUGGUUUGCGCAACACGGAGGAGAUUGAGAGGAAGAUUGCCAGCCACCGUAGGCAUCUUCAGUCUGAAUAUGGUUUGACUUCUCAAAUGGAUGGUGCAAACAACAUCCGAUCUUCUGAAAGAACACCAUUGGAGCGGAAAGAAAGGUACGGUAAUGUGCAUGAUUCUUCCAGGAAGCGGCCUCGCAGUCCGAAUAGGAGUCGUAGUCCUUCAAGGAAGUCAUCAUCACUAGAUAGAGAUCGAGAGCACAGUCGCAGCAGAGACAAGUUGCAUGGUAAUGAUGUUGGAAGAGAUAGGGUUCGCGAGAAAAGUGCAAACCGAGGGAAGGAUGAUCACUAUGAUAGGAGCCGAGACAGGGAAAAGGACAGGAGAAAGGGAAGGUGAUUGGUACUUGAAAAUCUUCUAUUGUGAGCUUACCUUGCCUUAACAGGGGUCUUGGAGCAAGGUUAAAUUUUAGCUUGUUUGCAUCAGUUGAUACAUGCCUCAUCUCAAUGUGUAUGCAUGUCCUGCUCCAUGCCUUGAAGAACCUGUUCGUAGUGGCCAGUGCUGAGAAUGGAGUUGGUUCUCCUCAUAGAGGACCCAUUUUGUAGUUUCAAAGAAGAAGUAGCGUUGUGGCAAAAUCAAAUAUUUAGUAAGCACAUUUUUUAAGUAGCAACACUGAAUGAAAUGCUGCCUGCCCAUUCUGGUCAUGGACUGCUGCUAAUGAACUUGGAUGGCAGGCUGCAGUAUGGAUUUCUCUGUUAUGAUUCCUUAAUGCUGUAGGAUUCAGAUUAGAACUAGCACUGAUCAUUUUGAGCUCGCAAUAGAAUUUGUUGCCUCAAUUGGACUCAACAGUUUUUAAUCUUGAUGUGGAGGUUAAAGUUGCUUUGUCGUUCAACUUGCUGGUGCAUUCUUCCGCCAUGGAUAAUCUGAGGCCGGGCUGUAUCAUCUGUUGAUUGAUGGUGUAAAUUCAGGUGCUUGUAA
Molecule: messenger RNA, 3743 nt
Organism: Brachypodium distachyon (stiff brome)
Lineage: Eukaryota; Viridiplantae; Streptophyta; Magnoliopsida; Poales; Poaceae
Product: protein RRC1
Exons: 18
Coding region: 315-3164 (949 amino acids)
Biological process (GO): RNA processing
Cellular component (GO): nucleus
Molecular function (GO): RNA binding
Source: RefSeq, a predicted model, not a curated record